Messenger RNA from Rangifer tarandus platyrhynchus (Svalbard reindeer), 519 nucleotides. The record is from the annotation of a GenBank genome assembly. Lineage: Eukaryota; Metazoa; Chordata; Mammalia; Artiodactyla; Cervidae.
AUGAAGGCGCUGGCGGCUGUCCUGCUGGCCCUGCUGUGGUGUGGGCAGCAAGGGAGAGGGCGGGCACAGGAGGACGAGGAUGACGACCCAGACGCUGGGCGCGAAGGCUACGACGAUGAGGAGGACGAGGAGGAAGAGGAGGCCAGCACGCCUGCAGGCAGCAGGGGCUCAGGGCCACAGUGCUACGCGUGCCAGUCCCUGCACAAGGGGGAGAGCUGCCGGCAGGUGCAGAGCUGCGUGCUCCCCAAGACGUGCAAAGCCAUUGUCUCCUCCUGGAACGCUGAGUCAGGUCCCCAGACCACCUACUCGGGGUGGUGUGCAGACACGUGUCAUCCCACCAGCAGGACUGUGGAAGGAUCCCUGACGACCAUAUCCUGCUGCCAGUCCAGCCUGUGCAACACCCCACCCUGGCAGGACCCCCAGGGGAGAGGGGCAGGCGGCCCCCGGGGGAGCCUUGCAACUGUGGCUGCCACCCUCCUGCUCAGCCUCCUGGCCGGCCUUCAGGCGAUGGCGCUUUGA